Suillus clintonianus is the source of this 1152-nucleotide messenger RNA. RefSeq lists its product as uncharacterized. Gene Ontology annotation, biological process: ubiquitin-dependent protein catabolic process. Bases 1 to 1152 code for a protein of 383 amino acids. The record is from RefSeq and is a predicted model, not a curated record. Gene Ontology annotation, cellular component: cytosol. The transcript has 6 exons. Gene Ontology annotation, molecular function: polyubiquitin modification-dependent protein binding. NCBI's taxonomy places the organism in Eukaryota, Fungi, Basidiomycota, Agaricomycetes, Boletales, Suillaceae.
AUGGACACGACACCACAAGAAAUACAGAUAAAUGUCAAGGGACCGAGCGAGCUCAAGUUGCAGAUCACAAUCAGUACUGACAAGACUGUGCUCGACCUCAAGCAUGCCAUCGCAGAAAAGUCUGAAGUAGAGGCUGAUAGACAGAGGCUUAUAUACUCCGGCCGAGUAUUGAAGGAUGACGAUGUCCUCUCGACGUACAAAAUUCAAACAUCUCACACCAUCCACAUGGUCAAGGGCGUCGCUCGUUCAAACGCAUCCGCCUCUCAAACCUCCUCCGCCUCAGUCCCCCCUCUCCCCACAAUGCAAGCCGGCCAGAAUCCCCACGACCCAUUGACUCAACUCAACUCUCACCUCGGCUACGGUGCCCUCGCCGGUUUCAACCCAUUCGCGGAAAUGGGUUUGAACCCAAACGAUCCUAACAUGAUGCAAUCAAUGAUGCAGAGUCCCCAAUUCCUCCAACAGAUGAGCAACGUCAUGAGCAAUCCCGCAGUCCUCGACCAACUCAUCGCCAGCAAUCCCCAGCUCGCUGCUAUGGCCCCUCAAGUCCGUGAAGUAUUCCAGAGCGAGAGGUUCAGAGAGAUGAUAUCAAAUCCUGAAUCCUUCCGCUCGAUGCUACAGAUGGCAUCAGCAUUCCAAGGUAUGGGUGGAGGCGCAGGUGCCAGUCCAUUUGGUGGGGCAUUCGGCUUCCCCGGCGCAGCAGGAGGCGGUGCAGCGUUCCCGGCACCAGGCGCUCCAUCUACAGCGCCCGCAUCAACUACCUCCCCCUCCUCUACCUCCCCCACUGGUACCCAACCAGCUCCAAAUCCCUUUGCAGCAUUUUUCCCUCCCGUCCCGCCAGCAAGCGCGGGGGCUGGUGCAGGCGCAGGCACCAACCCAUUCGGCAUGUUUGACCCCGCGGCGCUAGCACAAAUGCAAUCCGCCUUUGGUGGUGGUGGUGGUGGUGGUGGCGGUCUUGGCGGGCUCGGAGGCUUCAGUGCACCUCCUGCUGCACCCGCAGAUUCGCGGUCACCUGAAGAACGUUUCCAGGUGCAGUUGCAGCAAUUACAAGAUAUGGGCUUCACAAAUGGAUCGCAGAAUGUUCGGGCCCUGCUUGCGACUGGCGGAAAUGUGAAUUCGGCGAUCGAAUAUAUAUUAACCGGAGGAGGACUGUGA